AUGAGUUCUAGAGAGAUGUCGAUGGACACAAUUACGGAAGAUUCCGAUUCCUUUGUUUCUAAUACAGAUGCAAUCAUCUUCUAUGGUGCUUCUGAUUUUUCAGUGCGGACUGAAAGCUCAAUCUCAGGUCCCAAUAUUCCUAAUUCGUCUUCUACGAGUGUAGACGACUAUGACCACCAGCAGCAGAUCUCAACGGCUGCUGCUGGCAGUGGUAGUGCUGAGGAUUUGAUUAUAUCAUCAAGUGCAUCUUCCAGCUCGUUUAACAAUACUAAUAAGCAAAGUGAUCAGCAAGAAGAGAUAAGGAUAUUUAAUGUUGAUUUCAGGUCACUUUCUAGGGUUGCUGUUUGCAGUACUACCAGUGACAAAGAGGACGAGAAAGAAUUUGGGAGCAUUAAGAGACUGAUGCCUUGCGCUAGUUUAUUGCCUGAUAUUGGUCAGACAGUGAGUGAACAACCUAACAUAUUUAGGCUUGUCAAUGCCUUGAUGGCUUGUGCCAAGGCAGUCCAACAGAACAACAUCUGUCUAGCAGAUGCACUUAUCAGGGACAUAAAAAUGCGUGCAAUCUCACAAAUAGGAGCAAUGAAAAAAGUGGUGACUUAUUUUGCACAAGCUUUGGAUCUAAAGAUUCACGGAACAAAUGUACAAGAUAUUGUAGAAUCAUCCUCUUACACGGACGAACUCUUGCAUAUGAGCUUCCAUGAGACCUGCCCCUACCUCAGAUUCGCGCACUGCACUGCCAAUGAUGCCAUUUUCGAUGCCUUCGCCAAUUGUGAUAGAGUACAUGUAAUUGAUUUCAGCUUCAAUCAUGGUUGCCAAUGGCCAGCAUUUGUGCAGGCUCUCGCUUUGCGUCCUGGGGGCCCACCGGCUUUUAGGCUAACUGGAAUUGGCCCACUGCAGGCUGAUAACACCGAUGCAGUGCAGGAAGUUGGAUCGACACUAGCCCAACUUGCAGAGACUUUUGGUGUAGAAUUUGAAUUCCGUGGAUUCGUGGUUGAUUCUUUAGCCGAUCUUGAUGCAUCGAUGUUGAAUAUUAGACCUAGUGACGUGGAAGCAGUGGCAGUAAACUCCGUUUUCGAGCUUCACAACCUGUUGUUCCCUCCAGGAGCAAAUGAGAAAGUGCUGAAUUUAAUAAAACAAAUACAGCCCAAGAUUGUGGUCAUCGCAGAACCAGGAGAGAGUCACUAUGAUAGCGGCUUUAUCGACAAGUUCAAUGAAGCAUGGUAUUACUAUUUAGUCGACUCGAGACAUGGAGAUGGUGGGACUGUACGAGUUGUGAGGCACGAGGCACUGAGUCAAUGGCGAGUGAGGAUGAACUCAGCUGGGUUCAACCCAGUUCACCUGGGUUCAAACGCGUGCAUACAUGCAGCCAUAUAUGUGGCCUUGCUCCUAAAUGGAGAAGGAUAUAGAGUAGAAGAGGAAGAUGGGUGUCUUAUGUUGAGUUGGCAUAGUCGACCGCUCACCGCCACCUCUGCUUGGCAGCUUAUGUCGCCGAGUCAGUCAAUGGGUGAGGGUGACUUUUUGACCUGUUGGGACAAAUGUUAG
Messenger RNA from Lycium ferocissimum, 1542 nucleotides. Its product is annotated as DELLA protein GAI-like. Gene Ontology annotation, molecular function: DNA-binding transcription factor activity; sequence-specific DNA binding. Gene Ontology annotation, cellular component: nucleus. The transcript has 2 exons. Lineage: Eukaryota; Viridiplantae; Streptophyta; Magnoliopsida; Solanales; Solanaceae. The coding region runs from base 1 to 1542 and encodes 513 amino acids. Gene Ontology annotation, biological process: regulation of DNA-templated transcription; negative regulation of seed germination; regulation of reactive oxygen species metabolic process. The record is from RefSeq and is a predicted model, not a curated record.